This is a messenger RNA of Sesamum indicum (sesame), 1375 nucleotides long. Its product is annotated as zinc transporter 8. Gene Ontology annotation, biological process: zinc ion transmembrane transport. Gene Ontology annotation, molecular function: zinc ion transmembrane transporter activity. Lineage: Eukaryota; Viridiplantae; Streptophyta; Magnoliopsida; Lamiales; Pedaliaceae. The record is from RefSeq and is a predicted model, not a curated record. Gene Ontology annotation, cellular component: plasma membrane.
UAUAUAUAUAUAUAUAUAUUUGAGAGAGAGAUUGUGUGUGUAUGAGAGAGAGAGAGUCCAAAGAUCUUCUUAAACAAUCAUUUGACUCGUGAUUUCAUAUCUGAAGUGAAAAGUUGCAGAACUUUUUCGAUUAGCUCAGAAAUCACUACGAAGCCAUGUCCAAAUCACUCCUUUCUACUUGGGGAAUUCCCAUGAAGAAUCUUUUGUGGGUCGUUCUGAUUCUUCUUCCAGCUUCUGUUGUCGGGGAAUGUACCUGCGAGCCCGAAGAGGAGGAUCGGAACAAAACCCUCGCGCUCAAGUACAAGCUGGCGGCAAUCGCCUCCAUCUUGACGGCGAGCGGGAUCGGCGUGUGCCUUCCGGUUCUCGGAAAGAGGGUUCCGGCGUUGAGCCCUGAGAGGAGCUUUUUCUUCAUCGUGAAAGCGUUUGCAGCCGGGGUGAUUUUGUCGACGGGGUUCAUUCAUGUUCUGCCGGAUGCUUUCGAAAGCUUAACGUCGCCGUGCCUCAGCGAGCACCCGUGGGGGGAUUUCCCGUUCACGGGCUUCGUCGCCAUGGUUUCAGCUAUCGGGACGCUGAUGGUUGAUACGUAUGCAACGUCGUACUACCGGCGGCGUGCGGGGGCCAAGGCGGCGGCGACAGUGGUGGCCGGCGACGACGAGGAAGGAGCGGUGGUUCCUGUUCAUACUCACGCUACGCAUGGCCAUGCACAUGGGUCGGUGUCGUUGGAAUUGGAUUCCGGGGAAACUGACCGCCUCCGUCACCGUGUGAUUUCGCAGGUGUUGGAGUUGGGAAUCAUAGUCCACUCGGUGAUAAUUGGGAUUGCGUUGGGAGCUUCGGAGAGUCCUAAAACGAUAAGGCCUUUGAUUGCUGCUUUGACUUUCCAUCAGUUCUUUGAAGGCAUAGGUCUUGGAGGAUGCAUCACUCAGGCGAAGUUCAAUACACGGGCAGUAGCAAUAAUGGCACUUUUCUUUUCCAUCACGACGCCAAUGGGCAUCGCUGUCGGUAUUGGAAUAAGCAACAUCUACAGCGAGACCAGCCCGACGGCUUUGAUUGUGGAGGGGGUUUUCAACGCAGCGUCGGCAGGAAUACUGAUUUACAUGGCAUUGGUUGAUCUCCUUUCUGCUGACUUUAUGAGUCCCAAACUACAGAGCAAUGGAAAGCUACAGUUAGGUGCAAAUGUCUCCCUCCUCAUUGGGGCUGGCUGCAUGUCUCUCUUGGCCAAGUGGGCUUGACGCUUUCUCCUGUCUCCAUUACCAAUUUUGUGUGUAUAUAUGUUUUGUUCCUUUCCUUCCACACAUGGAAUGGUAAUAAUAUUACCACUACUUUGUAUUAAAGUUUUGUGAUUCGAUUGGUAUGAAGUGAUUUUUCUUUUUCGAUU